Molecule: messenger RNA, 2704 nt
Organism: Phyllotreta striolata
Lineage: Eukaryota; Metazoa; Arthropoda; Insecta; Coleoptera; Chrysomelidae
Source: the annotation of a GenBank genome assembly
UUCAAAAACUGACACACAUCUGUCGCCAAACAGUCCAAAUAUACGCGUUAACCUGUUAAAUGUUCAAAUAGCUUCCAAUCCAAACGAAAUGUGAAAUUAUAAUGUUUUUGUUCGAUUCUGUCGUGUAAAAUUUCGCGUUGAAUAAAUUCAAAAUUUACUCGAUAUGACCUUCGUCAACGUCAGCUUCCGGGCCUUCCUCGACGAGUCCGCCAUGACGCCGCUGAGGCGGCGCUCCGAGGGCAGACUGAAGACCUAUCUAUCCACCGAAGACAUCAGAACCUGGAACCUAAGGGUGGAGGACAGAAGGAAGCAGAUCCUCGAUACCGUCAACCGUGAAGUAACUCAAUGUGAGGGUAAUUUGGCGAAAGACAUUCUAGGGUGCAUGCGAAACAAGCACAUGCAAGAAGUCAGAAGGUGUUGUAGAAUGAUGUGGAUGUGUGUGCAACAACUCAAUCUCAGCGAAGACGAUUUAUCCAAAAUCAAAUGUUUGGAACAUCAAUUAGGAGCUACGUUUCGACAGACUGUUAGUGGUUGUGCUUGUGGAGAUAAUGGUUUGUUGUGUCCUUGUCCUACAUGUAGCGAACCUGUUAAAUGCAGUUGUGGCAAAGCGACUUGUGAAUGUGGUAAAGAAAAGGAACCUCCAAAGCUAGAUGCUGCUGGAGGCAAAGGUGCCGCCAAGGGAGGUGCUAAAUCAGGCCAAGCUGGAACAUCAGGAGGUGCAGCCAAAGGAGGAGGUGCAGCCAAAGGAGGAGACAGCACCAAAGUUUGCGAAUGCGUUAAAGAUAAAACUGACGACAAACUUUGCGCUGAAGGUAAAGGUGGAAAAGGGAAAGGUAAAUCCGGUCAAGCAGGUAAAUCCGGUCAAGCAGGUCAAUCUAAAUCAUCAGGACCUCCUAAAGUAGAUAUUUGCACAUUGUACGAUAGCAUAAUUCCCAAUAAAGCGAAUAUCAUGCGCAAGAAACUAGCCUUAAGUGAUUCAGAGAAAAACGAGAAAGUACCAAUAGAUAUAUUACAGAGCAACAAUUUAUCAAACCAACAAAUUGCUAUUCGAGACAUCAACAACGAACAGACGAUAUUAGAAAAGCUGCUGUUUUUGCAAAACGUCGAUAAACUGAAACUAAUUAAAGACACCGGCGAAUUCGACGGUUCCGAGUUCGAAACCAUCAAAAAAGAACUGGAAACCCUCUCCGGAUAUUGCACGGACCUAAUAAAAAUCGAAGAAGAAAACCACAAGCUCAAAAAAGAACUGCAACUUAUGAAGCAAAAAUUCCUAAAAAUAACCAACGAUUCCGAAGGCGCCAAUUUCAGCACCGUCGUGGAAGAGCGCGAUAAUUUGAAGCAUCGAGUAAAGCAGCUGGAAGGGCAAUUGAAGCAGCAAAAAAUCCUAAUGGGAGACGUUGAAAUCUACAAGCAACGCUCGGCGAUGUUCAGCAGAGUCCUCGCCGAACGGGACGAAUUGCUGAAGAGCCUGCAGCGCACGGACGAGCUGCAAAAGGAAGUGGACCGGCUGCGGUUGAACUCCAAUCGCAUCGGCGAGCUGGAGAGCGAAUUGAAAGCCCUAAAGAACGACAGAACCACCCAGUUCGACGUCCAACGACUCAGAACCGAAUGCAACUGCCUGAAGAAGGAGGUGGCGAAUUUGAAAUCGGAAAGGGACGCGCUGGAAAAACGAGUCGAUUGCCUCAACAACGACAAGAACUUCCUGGCCUCCAAAACGAAGGAGGCGGAAAUACUGAAAACGGAGCGGGACAAAUUGCAAAUAUCUCUCAGCGAAUUGCCCCACUUGAAAACCCACAACGAAAACCUGCGGUUGAAGUGCGAGAAACUGCAAGGCGAUUUGAAGGAAUACAAGGAGUACAAACACAAAUACGAGGAAAUGCUCGUCAUGCAAAGGGAGUGCCAAAUGUGGAAGUCCAAGCUGGAGGAGAGCGAAAUGGUGAAGAAGGAAUGCGAAUGCCUGAAAACGCAGGUGGACGAUUUGGAGAACGUUAUUGUGGAUCAAGAAAACGAAAUUAAAAAGCAAUUGUGUCAUUUUGAGCAAAUUAUCAUCCACAAAGGUAAAUCCCAGACGCGUUUGCGAGACGCCCUAAACAACAUGAGAAUCGAAUUGGAGCAGAAAAACCACUUGAUCGCCAUAUUCGAAGAGAGACUCGCGAAGGUCGAGGAAGAAUUGGAAAGCUCCAUACAGGGCGUUUGCUGCGAAAGGAUGUGCUAUCAAACGCGCUUGGAGAAAGUACAAGCUGAAUUACACAAAGCUAAUAAAACCAUAGAAUCCUUAGAAGAAAAGUUGAACAAAACUAAGAUAACCAAGCACGAAGAGGAGAAGAAAAUACUUGAAAUAAUCAGAAACGAGCUGGAUGAUUUACGCUUGGAAAACGACAAACUAAUGAACAUCAAAAUGCACCUGGGUCCAUUCGAAGGCGACCAGCACUUGAGGAACAUGCUGAUCCACUCGGAGUCGGCCAUCAAGAAGGUCCUCAAGGAACUGUCGAAGCAAUACAAGGACUGGGACAGGUGCAAGUCGCGGGGCAAGAUGAGAGGUCGGUCGUUGAAGCGCAGCGAAACGAAGUAUUUCGAAUUGACGGAGAAUAAUAAAACUCACAAAGCCUGCGGCCCGAAUCCGCGCCACAGGAGCAAAUCCGCAGCGAACGUGUAAGAUGGUAGCAAACGAAAAAAAUGUAGAAGAAAAUAAACUGAGUACCAC